Messenger RNA from Camponotus floridanus (Florida carpenter ant), 1866 nucleotides. RefSeq lists its product as uncharacterized. Gene Ontology annotation, molecular function: olfactory receptor activity; odorant binding. Gene Ontology annotation, cellular component: plasma membrane. Gene Ontology annotation, biological process: detection of chemical stimulus involved in sensory perception of smell; sensory perception of smell. The record is from RefSeq and is a predicted model, not a curated record. The transcript has 16 exons. NCBI's taxonomy places the organism in Eukaryota, Metazoa, Arthropoda, Insecta, Hymenoptera, Formicidae. The annotation marks the transcript as partial.
AACAUUAAUAUUGUGAAAUAUUUAUUGGAGCAACUGCAGAUGAUCUAUAAUCAAUUAACGGACAAAAAUGAAAUUUGUAUUAUAAGAAAGUAUGGCAAAUAUGGAAAACGUUACACGGUUGGAUUAAUAUGUAAGAUAACUGUUUUUGUUAAAUUGAUUGCCAUCUUUACUAUACCCAUUCCACUUUUGUAUCCAUUCUGGUUGUACAUUUUCGAUUCUCCAUUAAUUAUAAAUGACUCUCGACCACGUUUUCCGCUUCCACAUAGUACUGAGUAUUUUGUCGAUCAAAAAAAAUAUUUCUAUUGGAUUUUAUUGCAUGCAAACGCAGCUCUAUUAAUAGAAAUAGUUGCAAUAUUAGCGACAGGAUCUAUAUUUUUAGUCUGUCAACAAUAUGCCUGCGGGAUGUUUCGAAUUGCCAGAAUCGCUUGCAGUUAUCGUAUUGAACAAUCACUGGUAGUUGAUAUAUUACAAGAAGGUAGUCUACAAAACAAGAAUAUGAUUUACAAGAAAUUGAUUCGUGCCGUGGAUAUGCAUCGCGAAGCCAUGAGAUUCUCAGACUCAUCCAUAUCCAGAUUUAAAGUAAUGUUCUCCUUUAUGAUAACAGCCGGAGUGAUUAGUACAAGUCUCAAUCUUUUUCAAAUUUCUCAGAUACUGUCAUUCGGAUAUGAUGUCAAAAAACUUUUAUUUCCUUUAAUACGUGUGAUAACUUUUAUGUUCUACAUGUUUAUAGCAAAUUAUGUUGCGCAAAAAAUUAUAGAUCAUAAUAAUGUUGUGUUUGCCACUGCAUACAAUAUUCAGUGGUAUACAACGUCUUUAAACGUACAGAAGAUGAUACUAUUCCUCUUACAAAGAAGUACCAAGAUUUUCUCUUUAAAUAUUGCUGGAUUGUUUGAGGGAUCAUUGGAAAGUGCAGCUAUGUUGUUGAGUACCGAAAUAUCAUACUUCACCGUUCUUUACUCGACGCAAACUUGUUGGUUUAGAAUUAACAUUAAUAUUGUGAAAUAUUUAUUGGAGCAGCUGCAGAAGACUUAUAGUCAAUUAACGGACGAAAAUGAAAUUUGUAUUAUAAGAAAGUAUGGCAAAUACGGAAAACGUUACACGGUUGGAUUAAUAUUAACUAUAAAUGACUCUCGACCACAUUUUCCGCUUCCACAUAGUACUGAGUACUUUGUCGAUCAAAAAAAAUAUUUCUAUUGGAUUUUAUUGCAUGCAAACGUAGCUCUAUUAAUAGGAAUAGUUACAAUAUUAGCGUCGGGAACUAUACUUAUAGUCUAUCAACAAUAUGCCUGCGGGAUGUUUCGAAUCGCCAGUUAUCGUAUCGAACAAUCAGUGACAUUCGAUACUUCACAAAAGGGCAGUCUACGAAACAAAAAUUUGAUUUACAAGGAAUUGAUUCGUGCCGUGAAUAUGCAUCGCGAAGCCAUGAGAUUCUCAGACUCAUCCAUAUCCAGAUUUAAAGUAAUGUUCUCCUUUAUGAUAGCAGUCGGAGUGAUUAGUACAAGUCUCAAUCUUUUUCGAAUUUCUCAGAUGCUGUCAUUCGGAUAUGAUGUCACGAAACUUUUAUUUCCUUUAUCACGCGUAAUCACUUUCAUGUGGUAUAUGUUUAUAGGAAAUUAUGUUGCGCAAGAAGUUAUGGAUCAUAAUAAUAAUGUGUUUAUCACAGUAUACAAUAUUCGGUGGUAUACAACUUCUUUAAACGUACAGAAGAUGAUACUAUUCCUAUUACAAAGAAGUACCAAGAUUUUCUCUUUAAAUAUUGCUGGAUUGUUUGUGGGAUCAUUGGAAGGUGUAGCUAUGUUGGUUUAUGGCCCUAUCAGCAAUCAAAAUUCGUUCGCCUUCAAAUAUUCUUAUUCUUUAGCAUUUUGA